AUGGAUCUCAAUUUUGACCUCGACAAUUUAUUUGCAAGCAAUGAAAUGGAAGAGUUCAGUGUUUUUGCUAAUAUGCCCGGAAGCAUACUAACGUACCCUUGUAUAAAUUCAAAAACUCCAUGCUACAGCGAUUCACUUUAUGAAUUUAAAGAAGAGGACUUAGAGUUAUUUGAUCGUGUUAGACAAGAGUUUAUUCGAAGAGUAGAUCAACGCAUUAACGAGCAUGAUCAACAAGGUGAAAAUAUAAAUUCACUAAGAGUGGAUUUUCUCUUAGGUUAUGAGCACCAAGAUGUUAUCGAUAAGUGGAUUUCUUAUGCAAUUGCCAAGGGUGCUGAACGGAUUGAGAUCUUAUUCUCUUGUGAUGCAUUCGGCAUGCCUAACCUUGACCUUUACAGGUUUCCCCAUGCUCUUUUUUCUGAGUUUAAAAAUCAUCUACACCUAAGAAAUUGCCAUCUAUUACCACAUGCUGAGUUUUCUGGAUUCAAGCAACUUAAGACCCUUGUUCUAGAAGAACUCACAUUCCACCCUUCUUCAUCUCAUAUUGUUACCCCAAAUCUAUCAUCCUUUGAGUUUGGUGGUGGUAGCAUUCUAAACUUUUCUUCUAUUGAUGCUCCCCAACUAGCAACAUUUUAUUUGAAUUCAAAAAGUGAUCUAAUAUUGGAAGAUCAAUCUUCAGAAAUUUUAAAUUCUGUUUUUAUAUUGGACUCACUCCCUCAACUUCAAAAUCUUAGUAUGAUUUUGAAUCCAUCAUUGAUAUCUAAGUUUCCAACAACUAUGGGUCCUUUUAAAAAUCUUAAAGUAUUGGAGUUGUUUAUUAUUGAAAUAUCAGAAGAAGUUGAUGAAGAUUACUUGUGGAUUUUAGACGUGGUUAUGGCAUGUCCACGUCUCCAAAAGUUAUAUAUUGGGAAUGCAUGUCCUGAGUUGUGUGCCAAUAACAGACAGAGAAGGGAACAUCCAACAUUCUUUCAUUGUGAGUUGAAGAAUGUUGAAUUUCAUGGUUGUGUUGGCCAAAAUACUGAAAUUGAGCUUGCUAUUCACUUUCUAAAAAAUGCGAUUUCGCUAGAGGAUAUCACUUUCAGCCCUCGCUCAAAAAUCUAUUUAGGAAAUGGAAAAUCGUUUGAAGGUUUUGAUUGUCUUUCCUAUUGGUCUGAGACUGGGCGCAAUUUUAUUCGUGAAGAACUCCAAGAUUUCGUCUGUGGAAGUACUAGACUCAUAUUUCUCUAG
Cicer arietinum (chickpea) is the source of this 1224-nucleotide messenger RNA. RefSeq lists its product as uncharacterized. Lineage: Eukaryota; Viridiplantae; Streptophyta; Magnoliopsida; Fabales; Fabaceae. The record is from RefSeq and is a predicted model, not a curated record.